GAGCGGUCUGCGCGGAGACGCGCACUUCAAUUCCAGCAGAUUGCCAGACAUGGCGGCGGAUCCGAACCCGGAGUGGCUGUCUUGCCUCCCGUCUUCAUGGAGUUACGGGGUUAAACGGGACGGACGCGUCUUCUUCAUCAAUGAAGAAGCAAAGAGUACUACCUGGCUGCAUCCAGUGAGUGGCGAGGCCGUGAUCACCGGGCACAGGAAAACGGCAGAUCUACCGACGGGAUGGGAGGAGGGCUUCACGUUUGAAGGAGCCCGCUGCUUCAUCAAUCACAAUGAGCGGAAAGUGACCUGCAAGCAUCCAGUGACCGGCUCACCCUCGCAAGACAACUGCAUCUUCGUCGUCAACGAGCAGCAACUUCAGAAGGCUCCGUUGGAGGAGAGGAAGGAACCCGCACAGAGGACCAUGAGCGAAGCGUCCAACUACACGGGGGGGUCGGACCGGACCGCCAGCUCCACCGUGACGUCCAGUGGCUCUGCGUCCAGGCCUUCAAGAUCAUCAAAAAAAGUCCACAACUUCGGAAAGAGGUCAAACUCCAUUAAGAGGAACCCCAACGCCCCAGUUAUCAAACGUGGCUGGCUUUACAAACAGGACAGCACCGGGAUGAAGCUUUGGAAGAAGCGCUGGUUCGUGCUGUCCGACUUGUGCCUGUUUUACUACCGAGACGAUAAGGAGGAAGGCAUACUGGGAAGCAUCCUCCUCCCCAGCUUCCUCAUCUCACUGCUGUCGGUGGACGACCACAUAAACAGGAAAUACGCCUUCAAGGCGACGCAUCCGAACAUGCGCACGUACUACUUCUGCACCGACGCAGCCAAAGACACCGAGUCCUGGAUGAAGGUGAUGACGGACGCAGCGCUGGUGCAGACCGAGCCUGUCAGGAGAUUGGAGAAGAUGCAGGUAGACCAGAGGACUACGCAGAACAACAUGUUGAACCACCGCAUCCUGACAUCUCCGGAGGCGCAGAACAACGAGCGGAACCGUGAGGCCGUGCGGCGUGAGGAGCCCGGGAGGCGGGACAGCGGGAGGUACAGCCUCCCCAAGGGCGCCGUGGAGACGCCGCUCGUCAAGAUCAACAGCAUCAAGCUGCAGGCUGCGCAGCCCACUGCCGCCCAGGAUGUCACUGCAGCCCCCUCCACUCCCAAAACACCCCCGGCCGUCCCUGGCCCCCCGCUGACAAACGGGCCGCGGGAGCGGGCCCUGGAGGGGCCCAUGGAGGAGACAGACAGCGGCCUGGCCCCGCCCCCCGCCGGACCCGGUCCUGCCCCACCCCCCGACCCCGAGCCGCCCUUACAGAGGAGCGGUUCUAAGCAGCAGCUGGAGCAGUGGGUGCGGACCCAGAGGCGGCAGGACGACGAGACCCGCAGCAUCCUGUCGUACCAGACGCUCCCGAGGAACAUGCCCAGCCACCGGACGCCGGUGGUGGCCCGCUACCCCGAGGGCUACCGCACGCUUCCCCGCAACGUGGCACGGCCGGACAGCAUCUGUAGCGUGUCGCCGUCAUUGUACGAGCGCCCCCCAGUGGCGGAGAAGCGGCGCUCGCUGCGCGACGACACCAUGUGGCAACUGUACGAGUGGCAGCAGCGGCAGGCGUACAGCCGGCAGGCCCCGUACGGCACGCUGCCCUCCCCUCGCACCAUGGUGAACCUGUCGGAGCACGCCGGCAUCUCCAUCCCACCGUCGCCUUCCCACGGCUCGCUGGCGCCCCAUCGGUCCUACUCACCGCUGCGCUCCUACACUGUGGGCUCCCGCUCCGAGGUCACCUCCCCAGUCUUUAGGGGGGACAUGUCUUUGGACCGCCGUCGCAGGCCACACUACAACAAGUGUGGUUACCCUCCUGACCGGAGGUCUGUGCCCGUCGGGAUGCCCAUGCAGACCAUAAGUCCACAGUCCCUGCAAGGCAAGUCGCCCGAGGAGCUGACCCUUCUGCUCAUCAAACUGCGUCGGCAGCAGGCGGAGCUGAACAGCCUGCGGGAACACACACUGGCACAGCUGGUGCAGCUCGACCUCGACGGCGCCACCCCAAAGAACGAGAUUCUAUCCCAUCACCUCCAAAGGAGCCUUGCGUAUCUGGACAGCCAGAUGAAAGAAAAUGAGCCUUUAAUCACCAUGAUUCACACUAUGAUCGAGAACUCGGCGCCAAGACCACAACUGUACCAGCACACGCCCACUGAAGGCUACAGAGAGAACUCCUACAGCUACAGGUCGGAGGACGACAUCAACGUUAAGCUGAGUCGACUGUGUGAGCAGGACAAGGUGGUGCGGAUGCAUGCGGAUAAGCUACAGCAGCUGCGCCGAGAGAAGCACACACUGGAGACGGCGCUGCUGUCCGCCAGCCAGGAGAUGGAGAUGAACGGGGAGGAUGCGGCGGCCAUGAUGGGCGUGGCACAGCAGCGGGAGGUUCUGCAGAGCGGGCUGCUGAGCACGUGCAGGGAGCUGAGCCGCGUCGGCGCGGAACUGGAUCGUUCCUGGAAGUACUACGACAGGCUGGAGUCAGAGGUCACCCUAGCCAAGAGCAGCCUGCUGGAGCAGCUGGAAGCCGUGCGCACCCCUCAGACCGAGCCUCCCAGCCAGCAGUACGUGCAGAUCCAGAAGGAACUCUGGAGGGUACAAGACGUGAUGGAAGCUCUGAACAAGAACAAACCCCAAAGAAGCAUCGACAGCACAGAUGCCCCGAACCCCAGGCCACUCUCCAGCGAACUCAAGGGCGAGGCUUCCGCAGUUACGGGCCGAUCGUCAGCCGACCCGUGGCGACCCGCAGAGCCCCCCCUCUCUGCGGUCCCCCAGGGAGACGAGCCGGUGCCGCCGCGGCCGCCCCUCCCCCUGUCCUAUGACACUGGCGAGAGGCUGCCCCCCCUGCGCUCCCCCGGCAGCGUCCAGCUGCACGUCGGCCGGCACCCCUCGCUGCGCGCCGCCGACGAGCGCAAAGCAACCCAGAAGAACGGCGUGAACACCGGGCCUGAUUACCGGCUGUACAAGAGCGAACCGGAGCUGACCACAGUGGCCGAGGUGGAUGAGACUGGUGGUGAGGACAGAUCAGAGCAUGCAGAGAAGGAGCCAUCCAACAGCAAAGGAAUGCCCUUCCCUGUUGGUAUCGUGCCCCCCAGGACGAAGUCCCCCAUGCCAGAGUCUUCCACUAUCGCAUCCUAUGUCACGCUGAGGAAGGCCAAGAAGCCCAGUCCCAGGACAGACAGGCCGCACAGCGCGGUGGAACAUGGGUCUGUGAGCGAAAACGCUCGGCCACGCAUGAGCCUGGAGGAGCAGCUGGAGAGGAUCAAGAGGCACCAAAAUGCCGCCCUGAAGGACAGAAAGAAGGACAUCGGUGUCCUGGGCCAGGAGCCCUCGCCGUCACCCUCGCGAUCAUCGUCCUUCUCCAAGGAGAACCCCUUCCGCACCCUGCCGGCACGGCGGAGGGAGGAGGCGCUGUCCUGCGACAUCCAACUGCUGGAGGCCUCGCUCCGUGAGCAGGACCUGGAAAAGGAGACGGAGACUCCGGCGCAGGAGAUAGCCCGGCUGAAGGGCGACUCCCAGCAGCCAGACACGGCAGCACCGGACCACGAGUCGGUGACAUCAGACGGCAGCUGCGUGGAGCCAGACCCCGAGCCCACACUAAGCCAAGCGGAGGAAGCGGGCAAGCAGAAGAAAGUGGACCGGAUCAAAGCCCUCAUGGCCAGGAACAGCAUGCAGAACAUGAUUCUGAUGCCGGCAUUCCUGAAGCAUGAGGAUGAGGCCGAGAGUGAGAUCGCCGUGCAGGAGCAGGAGAAGAUCAUCGACAUCACUUAUGAGCUGGCCGCCGAGGCCUCCAAGCUCAGCAAGCUGACGCCGGUGUCCCCCCCCGCUCCGUCCUCACAGCCGCCGAUGGCCGACGGAUCGCACUUCAUGUGUGUUUAGAGGCAACACAUCAUCCUGCGCCAGAGCCAGGCCCGGUCUCCAGAGACGUACGCCUUGCUCUCCGCCGCCGUCUCCCCGCCUGCCCCUAGUGCCCGCCGCCCAGCCGGUGCUAUCCGUCGAGACCUACAUGUGAUGGUUUGCAGUACCUAUGCCGGGCCGCCAGGGGGAGCUGCUGGUGGACCGUGAGCGCUAGCCAGUGCUGGCCCGCCCGCGUCCAGGCUUCAGCGUCACCCCAUGCGCGUCUCUCAGCCGUCGUCGCUGUAACACAGAGAAAUCCGAAAGACAUGAGCCCGAUUGCCGUUGCUUUUUCUUUUUCCUUCAUUUUGAAUCCCCCGAAAAGCUGGAUUUGGGGUUGAGCUCAUCCACAUGCUGCUAUACGGCAUGAGAGCUGUACAGACUGAUACUUCCUGGUGUCCUGGGGACACUGUGCUUGUCCCACACACUCUGAAAAGAUGUCAGAUUUACUUUAAGCGUUUAAGAGGAAAUGUUUAUGUUUUUGCUAUGUUAUUUUUUAUUUUCUUUUAAUUUUGUCACUUUACGUGUCUUUUAAUUAAUUUCUCCUUUUUUAAAAAAACGGUGUAAAUAUCCUUUUUAAGAAUAUUUGUAAAAUACGUUCAUCUGUGAGGCUAUGCGGUAGGACACGCAGUCGUGGUCCGUUUACGGAUGACCGAGGUAGCGCGUUACGGCGGCGAUGUUAGCGGGCUCUUCCGCCCCCUGUAGGCGACAGAUCGUUAUGGCAUAAUAUCCGCCACGUUUUUCUGCCAAUGAAUGACGAAGAGUCUUCAGAAGGUUGGUUCUGUGAAGAGGGUGGUUUGGAGACCCUUCUAAUGGAGUAGCCCUAUAGCACAUGUUAAAGAAUAAAGAAGCAAUAAGUGAGUUUUGUUAAGCCGAGACUGUGUUUUGUGUACAGAAUGUAAUUAGAGCGGUCUCUCUGUAUAUAUAUACUGUAUACCGUACAAUGACCAGAGCUUAUGUAACUAUAAGAUGCUAAUUAUUAGAAUUAUUAUGCAAAAUGUUAAUAUCCCAUCUGUUUUAUAACACGUUAAUAAAUGUUAAUGUUCUUA
This is a messenger RNA of Brienomyrus brachyistius, 4959 nucleotides long. RefSeq names its product pleckstrin homology domain containing, family A member 5 (gene plekha5). The record is from RefSeq and is a predicted model, not a curated record. NCBI's taxonomy places the organism in Eukaryota, Metazoa, Chordata, Actinopteri, Osteoglossiformes, Mormyridae. Gene Ontology annotation, molecular function: phosphatidylinositol-3,5-bisphosphate binding; phosphatidylinositol-3-phosphate binding; phosphatidylinositol-4-phosphate binding. Bases 50 to 3895 code for a protein of 1281 amino acids. The transcript has 30 exons. Gene Ontology annotation, cellular component: cytosol.